AGCAUUAUUAAAAGGGUUGUCGUGUCGUGGCAACCAUCAAUCAUUAUCAAACUAUAUAAUUUUGAUGCAAAGGUUUAAAAAAUCAUAAGAAACACGACUGCAUUUACAUUUAGAUCCCAGAAGUUAGAGACAUUUGAAUCUUAAUAUAAACCGCAAUAUCAGGAUUUUUUUAUACAUCUACACCAAUUAUUCAAACUUUUUAUGUGUUGAUUUGGUUAAUUGGUUGUGACAAAAUUAAAAGAAAACACAUAAAAUUUUGAAGGCUAUGGAAGAAGAAAGAGAGGUUAGUUUUUUGGCAAUGAACAAAGAAAACUCUGGAAUAUAUCAUGAUGGAAAAGAAUUGAGGAGAUUCAGAGCAUAUCUAAGAUGGGUUUACGUGGACCAAUCAAAUCUAUGCAAAGCUGGUAUAUCUUGGUCUGUGUUUUUCACUUUGGCUUACGUUGUACCUAUUCUGUCUCACUUUUUACUUGAUUGUUCGACAACGUGUGAUGCUGAUCAUCGUAGACCGUACCAUGUUCCUGUUCAGAUUUCUCUUUCUGUCUUUGCUACUUUGUCUUUUAUUAGUCUCUCCAAAUGGGAUCGUAAAUAUGGUUUUAGUAAGUUUCUUUUUCUUGAUAAAGUUAGUGAUGAGAGUCUCAAGAUUCAACGUGGCUAUGCAAUUCAAAUGAAGAGAACCAUGAAGCUCAUCUUGCUUUGGGGACUUCCCUGUUUCAUAUGUCAAUGUGUCUACAAGAUAUGGUGGUACAUCUCAGGAGCAUCCCAGAUACCAUAUUAUGGUGAGGUAUAUGUGAGCGGCAUUAUUCUGUGUACGUUGGAGCUAUGUUCAUGGUUUUAUAGAACCUCAAUUUUCUUCUUGGUAUGUGUCCUCUUUCGACUCAUCGGCUACCUUCAAAUACAAAGACUAGAUGAAUUUGCUCCUGUUUUUCAAAGAGAAACUGAGGUGGGAACAAUCUUGUUGGAGCACCUGAGAAUAAGAAGGAACCUACGUGUCAUUAGCCAUCGUUUUCGAGCUUUCAUUUUGUCGUCUCUGCUUUUGGUGACAGCAAGCCAGCUCAUUUUUCUACUUAUGGUUAUAAAACCACAUGCUGAUGUUGAUAUCCUCAAGGGUGGAGAGCUUGGGUUAGUCUCCAUCACCUUGGUUAGUGGACUUUACAUACUCUUACGAAGCGCGACGAAGAUCACACAUAAAGCACAAUCCCUCACAGGUCUUGCUUCUAAGUGGCAUAUAUGUGCUACCAUAAACUCCUUUGACAAUAUUGAUGGUGAGACACCUACAGCACUGAUAGCUUCAGCACAAGCUAUGGCUGCCGAUAUUAGUUGGGGAUCGUCUGAAGAUGAAUCAGGAGAUGAAGAGGAUGAGUUGAAUAACACCAAAAUGAUGCCAAUUCAAACACGUACUAUUUCAUUCCAUAAGAGACAGGCCUUAGUGACAUAUAUGGAGAACAAUAGAGCAGGAAUCACAGUUUAUGGAUUCAUGCUUGACAGAACUUGGCUUCACUCCAUUUUUGGUAUUCAAUUGGCUCUUUGUCUUUGGCUACUGAACAAGACGGUCGGUAUCUAGAAACAGAAAGGAACUACAAUGAUCCUCCUAGUUCUAGUCCUGCCUUGUGUGAUGUACAGUACAUCUUUUGAAUAGUCAUCUUUUCGUUUGAAUCUUGUUCUGGUUAUGACAUACGAAAUGUAAAUGAUACGCAUUUUUUGCAAAUAGUGUUGAGACUAUUGUAAAUGUGUCUGCGUGACUGCGUCUCCUACUAGUCAGGGGAAGAUCCUCAUAUCAGAUGGCACGCAAGACAGACACGUUGAAGUGAAGAGCCGGCAAUAAGUGUUUGUUGCUAUGUGUAUGGCUGAAAUAUCGCUAUGAAUAAAAGGUUUCUGAUAUUGUUAGUCUUGUCCUUUUCAAAUAUUAUAAUUCAUUCUCCAUGCAUUUGUUUGCAUGUUUGUUAAA
This is a messenger RNA of Medicago truncatula (barrel medic), 1945 nucleotides long. RefSeq lists its product as uncharacterized. Bases 266 to 1561 code for a protein of 431 amino acids. The transcript has 4 exons. The record is from RefSeq and is a predicted model, not a curated record. Lineage: Eukaryota; Viridiplantae; Streptophyta; Magnoliopsida; Fabales; Fabaceae.